Messenger RNA from Emiliania huxleyi CCMP1516, 819 nucleotides. RefSeq lists its product as hypothetical. Gene Ontology annotation, cellular component: cytoplasm. The transcript has a single exon. NCBI's taxonomy places the organism in Eukaryota, Haptophyta, Isochrysidales, Noelaerhabdaceae. The coding region runs from base 1 to 819 and encodes 272 amino acids. The record is from RefSeq and is a predicted model, not a curated record.
AUGGAGACGCCGACUGCGGCUGCGGUUGAGGAGCUACGUGCUCUUGUGGCUGCUGCGCCCGACCUCGACGCCUCCUCGCGCGAGUGGGCGCUCGGGCCGUCCGUGUGCCAUCGCUACCUCGCUGCGGGCAUUGCCUCGGCGAAACCGGGCGCGGCUGAGGCUCUCCCGUUCCUCCUUCGCACCGCGCGCUGGCGAGAGAGCCAGGCGGUCGGCGGCGCCAUGCUCGCCGACGACGCGCUCUCCGCCUUUGAGGAGGCGCUGCGGCCAAAGCUGCUCUACUCGCUCUCGCGCGACCGCGCCGGCCGGCCGCUGAUGAUCGAGCGCGUUGGCGCCUGGGACCUGACCGAGCUGACGCGAGUGAUGACGGACUCUGCCGGCGAGGUGAUGCGCGCGCACGUGCUGGUGAAUGAGCGCAUCCGCGUGUCGGUGGAUGAGGCUGGGUUCGCGAGCGAGGGCGCCGACCCUCGCGCGGUGCUCGUCUUCGACAUGGACGGGCUGGGCUUGCGCCACCUGGCGUCUCGAAAGCUGCUGCAGGUCUUUUCGGAGAUGUCAAAACUCGACUCGGACCACUUCCCGCACACUGUUGGCACCAUCUUCGUCGUUGGCGCGCCGCGCGCCUUCUCGGCGCUCUGGGCUGCCGCGUCUGCCUUCGUGGCGGAGGGCACCAAGAAGAAGGUGUCGGUCUUCUCGUGGGCGGCGGCCGCCGAGGCACACGCCACGCUGCGUGAAUGUGUGGGCGAGGCCUGCCUGCCGAGAGAACUGGGCGGGGAACUGGUCGGCGCGCCGCCCUACAGCACGUUGGCCUCGUCGUCGACGUGA